AUGACGCACGCAGUCCUUCUCGACCGGUUCUUCCACCGGCCCCUACUACGGCUGGCUCUGCAGGCGUCGGCCGGCGCGGCCGCGGCCGCCCUGAGCGCCGGCGUCUUCGUCGAGCUCUCCCAAACGGGCAACGGCGGCCCCGACGAGACGCGCGAGCUGCGCAUGCUCGAGGCCUCGCGCCGCGAGAUCCGCAAGUCGGUCGGCGACGACGAGCGCGGCGUCUCCAGGGCCGUGCACCGCCUCGUCCUCCUGCUCGACCUGUGCAUAUGGGAGCCGCUGUGCACGGGGCUGAGGUUCCUGCAGCUCGUCGUCAUAUUCGUGCCCGUCCUGGCCGCCGCCCCCGCCAUCUGGGUCGGCAGCCGGCAGCCCGGCAGGGACAACGAGCGGCGCGGCGCGCUCUGGUGGUACGGCUUGCUCGUCCGGUCCAUGGAGCUGGCCGGGCCGACCUUCAUCAAGCUGGGGCAGUGGGCGGCCUCCCGCUCCGACAUCUUCCCCGGCGAAAUGUGCGAGGCCAUGUCCAAGCUGCACUCCAACGCGCCGGCCCACUCCAUGCGCGCCACGCGCAGGACCGUCGAGGCGGCCUUUGGCGGCCGGCCCUUUGACCAGGUCUUUGACGAGUUCGACGAGGAGCCGCUGGGCGUGGGGGCCAUCGCCCAGGUCUACAAGGCCAAGCUCAGGCCCGAACUCGCCAUGCCCGACGGGCUCCACGACGGCCACGGCGACCGCGGCGACGACGGGAUAGCCCGCCACGUGAGGCGGAGCGUGGAGACGGUGCUCAAGAGCUCGCCCAGGCGCGUGCCGUCGUCGUACGUGGCCGUCAAGGUGCUGCAUCCCAAGGUGGAGCGGACGGUCCGGCGGGAUCUCCGCAUCAUGGGCUUCUUCGCCGCCGUCCUCAACGCCAUCCCCACCAUCGAGUGGCUCUCGCUGCCCGACGAGGUCGCCCAGUUUGGCGAGAUGAUGAAGCUCCAGCUCGACCUGCGCAUCGAGGCGGCCAACCUGGCGACGUUUCGGCGCAACUUCCGGGACCGCACGACCGUGACGUUCCCGUACCCCUACACCGACUUUACCACGCGCCAGGUCCUGGUCGAGGAGUUUGCCCAGGGCAUCCCGCUCGCCGACUUUAUAGAAAACGGCGGCGGCGUCUUCCAGCACGACAUUGCCAGCGAGGGGCUCGACGCCUUCCUCCGCAUGCUCCUCCUCGACAACUUUGUCCACGCCGACCUGCACCCGGGCAACAUCAUGGUGCGCUUCUACCAGGCGGCGCGGCCCGAGAUCCGCCUGCCCAGGAAAAAGCCCCAGGACCUCGCCCCCCGCGGCCGGGAGCGGGAGGCGGAGCAGCGGCACGAGCAGCGGCACGGGCAGGCCGACGUGACGGAGCAGGUGCUGCAGCGGCUGCGGCCGCUGCGCCACCGCGGCAACCGGGCCGCCUGGGAGGCCGAGCUGGCCAAGCUCGACGCCGAGGGAUACCGCCCGCAGCUCAUCUUCAUCGACACGGGCCUCGUGACGGAGCUCAACGCCACCAACCGCGCCAACUUCCUCGACCUGUUCCGCGCCGUGGCCGAGUUUGACGGCUACAAGGCCGGCCAGCUCAUGUGCGACCGGUGCCGCCAGCCCGACGCCGUGCUCGACCGCCAAGUCUUCGCCCUCGAGAUGCAGCACCUCGUGCUGGGCGUCAAGAGCCGCACCCUCGCCCUCGGCAGCGUCAAGAUCGGCGACAUCCUGCAGCGCGUCCUGGCCAUGGUGCGCCGCCACCACGUCCGCAUGGAGGGCGACUUUGUCAACGUCGUCAUCAGCAUCCUCCUCCUCGAGGGCAUCGGCCGCAGCCUCAACCCGGACCUGGACCUGCUGAGCAGCUCCCUGCCCAUCCUGCGACAGCUGGGCGCCCAGACGGGCGCCAGCAUGGCCAAGAGGGGCGACUUUUCCAUGAUCCUGGUCUGGGUCGGGCUGGAGGCGCGCAAGUUUCUGCAGGCGAGCAUCGAAGAUGUCGAACGAUGCGUCAAGUACGAUCUCUUGUCGCCUAAUGUGUGA
Messenger RNA from Ustilaginoidea virens, 2028 nucleotides. RefSeq lists its product as uncharacterized. The transcript is spliced from 3 exons. Lineage: Eukaryota; Fungi; Ascomycota; Sordariomycetes; Hypocreales; Clavicipitaceae. Gene Ontology annotation, cellular component: mitochondrion. The record is from RefSeq and is a predicted model, not a curated record. Bases 1 to 2028 code for a protein of 675 amino acids.